Molecule: messenger RNA, 396 nt
Organism: Phytophthora sojae
Lineage: Eukaryota; Oomycota; Peronosporomycetes; Peronosporales; Peronosporaceae
Exons: 1
Coding region: 1-396 (131 amino acids)
Source: RefSeq, a predicted model, not a curated record
AUGACUUCGAAUACAGAUCGCGCAGCUCAAAAGCGCGAACAAAAUCGCCUACGCAGCGCGAGGCAUCGAGCGAUAAAACGGAUCACCAUGACUGAUGAUGAGCGAGCAGAGCAACGGGAAAAUAAUCGCCUACGAAAUAUUGAAUAUCGCAAAAGAAAACGUGAACGCACGACGGACGAAGAACGGAGGACGCUGAGGGAGGCGGCGCGCACCCGGUCGCAUCGACAUCGGGAAAAAAUCAACAGGGCGUGCCUUCAGAUGGGAAUACAGGCGCUUGUAUCCUCCCGCCGGUCACGGAACAGGAACAAGAUGCAGCAUUGGCUCGACUUCGAAAGACUCUUGGCCCAGAUGGCCUUGAUGAAUGCAUUUGCAUCGUUUGUGAUCGAACUGUUCUAA